GGAGCAGCUGGUCUUCGCGGCUCGCUCCCUCCUUCGCGCUCUCUCGCUCUCCGCCGCCUCCCGCAGGGCUGCGGGGCUCGGUGGCAUCUCUCGGGCGCGGCCCGCUGUUCUCGCCCCUGCCUCCGGGCCGCUCCCGCCCCCGGCGCCGCUCGCUUCCCCCCACCCGGACUCCCCCAUGUAUGACGACUCCUACGUGCCCGGGUUUGAGGACUCGGAGGCGGGUUCAGCUGACUCCUAUACCAGCCGCCCAUCUCUGGACUCAGACGUCUCCCUGGAGGAGGACCGGGAGAGUGCCCGGCGCGAGGUGGAGAGCCAGGCUCAGCAGCAGCUUGAAAGGGCCAAGCACAAACCCGUGGCAUUUGCUGUGAGGACCAAUGUCAGCUACUGUGGUGUACUGGACGAGGAGUGCCCAGUCCAGGGCUCUGGAGUCAACUUUGAGGCCAAAGAUUUUCUGCACAUUAAAGAGAAGUACAGCAACGACUGGUGGAUCGGGAGGCUAGUGAAGGAGGGCGGGGACAUCGCCUUCAUCCCCAGCCCCCAGCGCCUGGAGAGUAUCCGGCUCAAGCAGGAGCAGAAGGCCAGGAGAUCCGGGAACCCCUCCAGCCUGAGUGACAUUGGCAACCGACGCUCCCCUCCUCCAUCUCUAGCCAAGCAGAAGCAAAAGCAGGCAGAACAUGUUCCCCCAUAUGAUGUGGUGCCCUCCAUGCGGCCUGUGGUACUGGUGGGACCCUCUCUGAAAGGUUAUGAGGUCACAGACAUGAUGCAGAAAGCUCUCUUCGACUUCCUCAAACAUAGGUUUGAUGGCAGGAUCUCCAUCACCCGAGUCACAGCUGACCUCUCUCUGGCAAAGCGAUCUGUGCUCAACAAUCCUGGCAAGAGGACUAUCAUUGAGCGUUCCUCCGCCCGCUCCAGCAUUGCUGAAGUACAGAGUGAGAUCGAGCGCAUAUUUGAGCUGGCCAAGUCCCUGCAGCUAGUAGUGUUGGAUGCUGACACCAUCAACCACCCAGCACAGCUGGCCAAGACCUCACUGGCCCCCAUCAUCGUCUUUGUCAAAGUAUCUUCACCAAAGGUACUCCAGCGUCUCAUCCGCUCCCGGGGGAAGUCACAGAUGAAGCACCUGACAGUACAGAUGAUGGCAUAUGAUAAGCUGGUUCAGUGCCCACCGGAAUCAUUUGAUGUGAUUCUGGAUGAGAACCAGCUAGAGGAUGCCUGUGAGCACCUGGCUGAGUACCUGGAGGUUUACUGGCGGGCCACCCACCACCCAGCCCCCGGCCCUGGACUUCUGGGCCCUCCUAGUGCCAUCCCCGGACUUCAGAACCAGCAGCUGCUGGGGGAGCGUGGUGAGGAGCACUCACCGCUCGAGCGGGACAGCUUGAUGCCCUCAGAUGAGGCCAGCGAGAGCUCCCGCCAAGCCUGGACAGGAUCUUCACAGCGUAGCUCCCGCCACCUGGAGGAGGACUAUGCAGACGCCUACCAGGACCUGUACCAGCCUCACCGCCAACACACCUCGGGGCUGCCUAGUGCUAAUGGGCAUGACCCCCAAGACCGGCUCCUAGCCCAGGACUCGGAGCACAACCACAAUGACCGGAACUGGCAGCGCAACCGGCCCUGGCCCAAGGAUAGCUACUGACAGCCCCCUGCUGCCCUACCCUGGCAGGCACAGGCACAGCUGGCUGGGGCGCCCACUCCAGGCAGGUUGGAGUUAGACUGGCAUUAGGCUGGCACUAGGCUCAGCCCCCACAACCCCCUGCCCAGCCCCAGCUCCAAGGCUGCCUGUGGUCCCAAGGUUCUGGGAGAAGCAGGGGGCCCCCUCACCUCCUGGGCACAGUGACCCCCCUAGGCUCCCAUUCCAGGUACUAGCUGUGUGUGCUGCACCCCUGGCACCUUCCUCUCCUGCACAAGAAGCUGCCCCACUGGGCAGUGCCCUCAGGCCAGGAUCCCCUUAGCAGGGGCCUUCCCACCAGACUCAGGGAAGGGAUGCCCCCUCAAAUUGACAAGAGGGUGGGAGUGUGGGCAGCAUGGCAUGAGGAAGAAACAAGGUCCCUGAGCAGGCACUAGUCCUAACAGUCAAGGGACUCAGGGGUUGUGCUUUGGGGUCCGAGGGCCUCCAUUCACCUCACUGCCACACAUUAGAAAUGAGACAAUCAAAGCCCGACAGGGUGGCACUCCCAUCCAUCAGCUGGGGCAGGGCAUGCACACACAAGGCUCUGGAGCAGCAGGCAGGCUAGGCUGUGGCCAGAGGCCUCACAGCUGAAGCUCUUGAAGGGAAGGGCUCUCCUCACCCUGCCAGGAAGCUUCUUAACAUCUGACAGGAUCAGGGACCAGGACCAUGGUCAAACGCAAUGGCGGACGGGAGCCAACCUGGAUUGGGGGUUUGGAAAGGGAGGGCGUGUGUAGCAGAGAAUGUAUGGAACAGCUUUGGGGGCUUCUUUGCCCCCCUCAUUCUUUGCUCUUGCAUCCUGUCAUUUCUCUUCUUGGCCCUCAUGCCUCCUGGGGAGUAUGGACCCCAGACUUUAUUUCCUGAUUCAUAGCUGCUGCUUGUUAAGUUAGGGUUAGAUGGGGACAGAUAGGAUGCAGUGACAGCCCCCAGAGGCCCUGUCUACCCAGCUACCCUUGCCUUAUGGCUUUAGUGUGUGACCUACAGAGCAUGCUCCACAAGACCCUGCCCCACGUCACUGUCAUCACUAAUAAACACCAUGCACAGUC
This is a messenger RNA of Diceros bicornis minor, 2706 nucleotides long. It is a transcript of the gene CACNB3, whose product is annotated as calcium voltage-gated channel auxiliary subunit beta 3. Lineage: Eukaryota; Metazoa; Chordata; Mammalia; Perissodactyla; Rhinocerotidae. Gene Ontology annotation, biological process: neuromuscular junction development; calcium ion transmembrane transport; regulation of voltage-gated calcium channel activity. The transcript is spliced from 13 exons. The record is from RefSeq and is a predicted model, not a curated record. Bases 176 to 1630 code for a protein of 484 amino acids. Gene Ontology annotation, molecular function: protein binding; high voltage-gated calcium channel activity. Gene Ontology annotation, cellular component: voltage-gated calcium channel complex.